Chenopodium quinoa (quinoa) is the source of this 1826-nucleotide messenger RNA. RefSeq lists its product as uncharacterized. The transcript has a single exon. Bases 314 to 1129 code for a protein of 271 amino acids. NCBI's taxonomy places the organism in Eukaryota, Viridiplantae, Streptophyta, Magnoliopsida, Caryophyllales, Amaranthaceae. The record is from RefSeq and is a predicted model, not a curated record.
AUGCUUUACCUUUGUGUCAUUGAUACCGACAUAAUUACAAUAAAUCUUUGUCAUUGUGUAGUCACAUUUUUCUGAUUUCACUUUAUCAGAAUGCUUUACCUUUGUGUCAUUGAUACCGACAUUAUUGCACUCAAGACUUGUCACUGUCAACUAGCAUAGUAUACCUAUUCCGUGGUUGAAAAUUUAAUUCCUGUACUUAGUGUGGUCAAUCAGAUUUGUAACCACAUAUUCAUUUGAUAUUUUUGCUAUAUAUAGUAGACAUGGCACAUAUCCACAACCACACCCCUUCAUCAAAUAACAAUAGUAAUACGAGAUGUAUUCUAGACCAUCAUCAAGCUCAAGUUCAAGCUCGUCUUCUUCAAAUACUGAAGAAUAUGACCAACUUGUUGAUGAACUCUUCACAUACCAACCCCCAUCUGUCCUCAUGCCCCAAACACAAUCCCAACACUCUUCAAAAAAACCUAGAGGGGGUACGAAUAGAAGAGAUAGGGAAAUUGGACAUGCCAGGUUGUUUAAUGAUUACUUUUCCGAUAAUCCCGUGUACAACACCACCCAAUUUAGAAGAAGAUUUCGUAUGCAACGACCUUUGUUUGUACGUAUAAUGAACAAGGUCGUUGAAGGUGAUGUGUACUUCCAGCAGCGUAGGGAUGCAGCUGGAAGGUUAGGUUUAUCACCUCUGCAAAAAUGUACAGCAGCGAUAAGAAUGUUAGGCUACGGCAUGGCUGCGGACGCCGUGGAUGAAUACGUUCGGAUCAGUGAGUCAACUGCUCGAGUUGCUCUUCAACGUUUUUGUACCGGGGUCAUUAAUCAGUUCGGAACCGAGUACAUGCGAAACCCUACAACUGCUGAAUUGGCCAGAAUUAUGCAUCAAAAUGAACUGCGUGGAUUUCCAGGCAUGAUAGGCAGCAUUGAUUGCAUGCAUUGGGAAUGGAAGAACUGUCCAACGACAUGGAAAGCGCAGUACGCCGGUAGGAACAAGAAAGCAACGCUAAUACUGGAAGCCGUUGCAGAUCAGGAUUUAUGGAUAUGGCAUUCCUUCUUUGGGAUUCCUGGAUCUUGUAAUGACCUAAAUGUCUUAUACCGUUCCCAGUGUUCGAUGAGGUUCUGCAUGGUCGAGCUCCUCCGGUAAAUUUUACCGUUAACGGCCAUGAAUACAACAUGGCAUAUUACUUAGCCGACGGUAUUUAUCCGAAGUGGGCAACUUUUGUUCAGGGUAUCACAACCCCUCAACUUCAAAAAGAUAAAUUGUUCGCUGACCACCAGGCUGCUGCUCGAAAAGACGUUGAAAGAGCAUUCGGUGUUUUGCAAGCUCGAUUUGCAAUAAUACGAAAACCGUCACUGGCGUACGAUGAGGACAUACUGCGAGACAUAAUGAAAGCAUGUAUCAUUAUGCACAACAUGAUUGUUGAAGAUGAGCGCCACAACUACACUCGAGCCGAAGUUCUAAGAGCCUUCUACGAAGAAGAUCAACAAGAAUCAACACCAGCAUCAACAUCUACAACGCCACCGUUUGAAUUCAACGUAGGUCGACCUACCAACUUUGACUUCAACGCAUUUCUACAGCGAAAAGCUUCCCUCCGUGACAGAGAAAUUCAUCUAUCUCUGAAACGUGAUUUAGUCGAACAUAUUUGGCAACGAUACGGGCCCCGUAAUUAGGGAGAAAUUAGACGAUGUAGUUGUUGUGUUUUUUUUAUUUCCUAAGUUUAAUUGCGCAUGACGUUGCAAAUUAAUUGUUCUCUAAUAUUGUACCGCUUUUAAAAUAAAUAAAAAAUUAUGAGCUUUUUUUUACAAUUAUUUAUAAUAACAUAAAUAAUUUUACGAUAAAU